Messenger RNA from Dermacentor silvarum, 1554 nucleotides. RefSeq names its product peptidyl-prolyl cis-trans isomerase NIMA-interacting 1. Gene Ontology annotation, molecular function: protein binding; peptidyl-prolyl cis-trans isomerase activity. Gene Ontology annotation, cellular component: nucleus; cytosol. Bases 55 to 552 code for a protein of 165 amino acids. The transcript has a single exon. The record is from RefSeq and is a predicted model, not a curated record. Lineage: Eukaryota; Metazoa; Arthropoda; Arachnida; Ixodida; Ixodidae.
UCGCUUCUCGCCAGUGUUAUAUCUUACACCGUGGCCGAGAGGUUGACUAUCAAUAUGGCAAACGCAGGCGCUUCGCGCGUCCUACCGAGAGGCUGGGAAGUGCGACGCAGUCGAUCGACGGGCGAAGUGUAUUAUCUGAACGUGCUCACCAAGAAGAGCCAGUGGGACUUCCCAGAGGAACCUGCGCGAGCCGCAUUCCUGGGUCUACUCGAAUACGGCCAAGUGCGGUGUUCGCACAUAAUCGUCAAGCACCGUGAGUCGCGCCGUCCUCGCUCGUGGCGCAAACUGAACAUCACCCGGACGCGAGACGAGGCGCUCGCGCUCAUCAAACGCUACCGCGAGGAGAUCGUGUCCGGAAAAAAGAAGUUCGAAGAUGUGGCGAACGAGUACAGCGACUGCACCUCGGCCAAGUGGAAGGGCGACCUGGGUGCGUUCGGCCGCGGUACUACGCAUAUGGGCUUAGAGGAGGCUGCUUUCACGUUGGAAGUGGGCGAGCUCUCCGAGCCGGUGUUUACUGAGUCCGGCGUCCACCUGAUCCUGCGGACCGCCUAAGACUCUUCCUGCCCUCGGCUGCACAGUGACUUUCGACAGGUCCUCCGCCGUAGGAUGCCGAGUGUUAGUCAGGACGACUUAGCGUGACCGAGUGCGUCUGUUGACAGGUCCCCUCCGUAUAGAAGAUACAGAGGGCCAAGAACGACUUUUCGUUGUGGGGCAGACCCGAGUGCUUCACAAACAGCAGGUGCGUUGCGAGAGGACAUCGCCGUUGUUGUCAUACACUGCAACAAUACUGUUUCAUAUACAAGGUGCCCCAGCUAUCACACAGCACGAUUUACAAAAAGAGGAACGGCGUUACGCGAAGCCAAUCUAGUGCGUAUUGUUUCCAGUACAGUGGAGUAGCCGCCAGUAAUUUUUUUCGUUACUGAGAUUUAAUUACUUAUUUGUAAUUAGAUAUCUAACUCUAGAAGUACUGUUAUAAUUAUCAAAGUGUCAAUGAGAAAGUUGUAGAGCAACAUGAAAAACUCCCGAUACAGCUUUCUGCUGCUCAAUACGUGCUACAUAAAUGGUUUUUUCGGAGUGUGAAAGAAGCCCGCGAAUACACGCAGAAUUGCCGCACGAUUGGCCGCUCGAGGCACUUUGCGUGUAUUCGCGGACUUCUUUCAUGCUCGGAAAAACACUUUUAUGUAGCACGCAUUGAGCAACGGAAAACUGUAUCGAGUUUUUUAUGUUGCUCUACAACUUUCUCAUUGAUAUUUUGAUAAUUAGGACAGUACUUCUCGAGUUAGAUCAUUAAUUACAAUAAACAAUGAAAUCUCAGUAACAGAAAAAAUACUGGCGGCUACUCCACUGCACUGGAAACAAUACGCACUGGGUUUGCUUCGCGUAACACCGUUCCUCUUUUUUAAAUCCUGCUGCGUGAUAGCUGGGACACGCUGUAUAUCACAUUCAAGGUGUUGGUUGUUGAGUUCGCUCUUGGUGUUUCUUGCAGAGUUGAGUGGACUUUAGUAGAUGCUUGUUAAGUUGGGUGGUACGCAAUAAAGCAGCCAAGGGGUGCAU